GAGCAAGGACAUGCUAGCAUAUGUUGUAUGUUAAAUAACAAUCAAAACGAAAUUUUAUGCAAUAAAGCUCAUCAGACGAUAAUUUAAAGAAUCCAUCACCAUUAGCCUAAUUACACCAUGUUUUUACACUUACCGGUCAAGACAUCGUACUGCACGUGGAACAUUUUUACACUAGCACAUAAUUAAAAAUCCACAAAAAAAAACAUAAUUUUCUUACAUCGCUAGGCUGAACACCGAUUUGCCGCAUUUCUAGAAAAGAAAAAAAAUAAAAUGUUAUGUAAUUAGUAACAAAAUUUUUAGAAAACCGUUUCAUAUGAACGCAAUAAAAUGAGAAAAAGAUAAUUAAUUUCAAAAAAUAAAAACACACUCGACUGUUAUAUUUAAACAUUAAAGUUAGUGUUUAGCAGGGACAUUAAAAUUAUUUAAUCUCAAAAUUAGAAACGAUGAAAACCACCCGCGAUUUUACUAUGUGGAAAAACAUAAAUUAUCUGUGUGGUUAGCCUCGAAGUCUACUAACCUUGCUCGUUUAGUAGAUCGGAAGAUUAUCAGGUGAUAAAGGCGCAUGCAACUAACAUUCCUCAUGAGCUAGCUUCGUUUUUCAGAGAAUACUUCACAGACUCUAUUCCUAGUCUGUUACUAUGCUGCACACGCUCUAUGGUACCGCUGGGCUCGAUUGCAUGGCUGCAUUAAUGAUUAAAUGAUUAUGAAGAUUCAUUUUCAAGCUCAUCGCGUGUUAAAAGAGCUUGGACUGGUUCCUUCGGCGCAGCUAUACCUCCGGCCCACAUAAAUACUCGUCGUACACGACAUUAAUUGCUCACAUCCCAAAUCUCUGACGACGGCAAACACGACAGUCAAACUGUGCAAUGCGAUUCCCACUGACGUGUACAAGUUUGCUGUUCCUGUCGGUGCUGCUUCUACCGGUGUUUCAAUGUCCACCGGGGAUAUUGUCGCAAGCAUCAACGAACAAGCUGCUAGUACGUGCUACAGCCGAAACUAUUCAGCAGCACUAUACAACGAUCACCAGCAAGCAGCUGUACCUGCGCUGGGAGAACACAUCGGAAUUGAUCGAUGAGAUACUGAAACGUAUCGCCACUCAGCUGACGGUACUACUUGAAUCAAACCCGCAACAUUCCGCAGACGAGCCACCGAAUCUCGAACCUCAUCAACAGUUGCGUGUACUGAACCUGUUGGUAGUUGCCGAUUACCAAGGCUUCAGACGGGUUGUGGAUGGAUUUAGCGAUGAGCUGUACGAUUUUUCAGGCUUCUACACGGUGGUAGUAGCUUCACCAAACGAGCAAAGUCUCGAAAUUGCCGGUGCCAUUCUUCGCACGCUUUGGUCCUUAUAUAUCAUUAAUGCAAUUGUGUUGAUAGAACCCACGGAUCAGGCCGCCAUCAACGGGGUACGGCUCUACACGUACUUCCCGUACGGUGAGGGCUACUGUGAACGUUCCCUGCCCGUCGUAUGGAACGUUUACGAACCAGAAGCCGGAUUUAUCCAUCGCGAUCGUACGCUAUUUCCACGCAAGUUGCGCAACUUCUACAACUGCCCACUGGUGGUAGCGACAUUCCCAGUGUAUCCCUUCAUUAUCCCGACCCCAGGUAGUGGUGCUGAUGGGGAAGAUACCAGCAAAGAACUAGUGGGAAUUGAAGGGUUGAUGUUGCGUACCCUAAUGCAACGUUUGAACUUUCGACUGCAAGUUAUCAUCGUUGAUCCGCCCGAAUGGGGAACAGCAGGUCCACGAAAUGAAUCAACAGGAGCUGCAGCUUAUGUAAGCGUACAUAACAGCUGUGAGAGGAGAUAUAAACUCCAACAUGCUAAUGUAAAAACUUCCGCAUACAUUCUUCAUCUUGCAGAUUCGACAUCUUCGUGCGAACCUAACCAUCGGGUACUGGGCGACUACUUUGCACCGUAACCGGUAUAUGGCGAAUAGCUUCAGCUAUUACACCUCCCAGCUGGUGCUAGCCGUUGCACCCGGCGAACCAUAUAGUUGGCUAGAGCUA
Molecule: messenger RNA, 2001 nt
Organism: Anopheles funestus (African malaria mosquito)
Lineage: Eukaryota; Metazoa; Arthropoda; Insecta; Diptera; Culicidae
Exons: 1
Coding region: 864-1913 (349 amino acids)
Source: RefSeq, a predicted model, not a curated record